Paramisgurnus dabryanus is the source of this 4691-nucleotide messenger RNA. It is a transcript of the gene b4galnt4b, whose product is annotated as beta-1,4-N-acetyl-galactosaminyl transferase 4b. Gene Ontology annotation, molecular function: acetylgalactosaminyltransferase activity. The record is from RefSeq and is a predicted model, not a curated record. Lineage: Eukaryota; Metazoa; Chordata; Actinopteri; Cypriniformes; Cobitidae. Gene Ontology annotation, cellular component: Golgi cisterna membrane.
CUGAGGAUGCAACUGUAGGGAUGCAGUCGCGUGCAUGUGGGAUCCGUCAUGCUGCUUGGGAAAAUCUUUCAGUUUUGAUUCACAGCUAAACCUAUUUAAAAAAAAAAUUAUGGAUAAUUGGAAACCUCCAAGGAGGACGAUUCGGGGAUUUAUUUGCACCACGCGAAUAUGUUGUCUUUUAUGGCUCUGAAACAGAUCGGAGAAACAAAAGCGUGCUCCGUCUCGAGUGCUUAUGAAUACCAGUGCGAUGAGAAACAAGGAUAUAAAAGCCGAUUCUUUAUUGUACAACGAUGCUUCAUUUGUAUUUAUUAUUUCGAUUUAUUUAUCUUUAUCUGUGUUCCAGCAAACACGAGACUGAAACGAGAAUAAACCAUUUAACACCUCAACGUUUCAACUGUGUGCCCGACUGGAAUAAGGAUUUGCAAAACUAUUUUGUGCACGACGGCAUUUAACAGGACUCCCAGAAAGAAAUGGACAACAAAAGUUUAACAAUUUCAUAAAAACUCAGUGGUGAUCAUAAACAAAACCAUCCUUAUUGGUGGUGUUAUUGUGUAUUUUGCGUACUUGACACGAUGAAGUGCACAUCUGAUUUUACGGAUCUUUCUGGAUGGACUCAAAUGAACAGUAAGAGCCCAGACAUCUCUGCUGAUAGCUCUGUCUGUGUAGACUUGCUCACAUAAGUGAGAGAAAAACAUCCAUGCUAUAAAAGAUCAACACUAAACAGGCUCCAGUCACCUGAAUUUUGGGUGAUGUUUCUGUGAUGAGAAUGCGAUUUCCUCUGAAGAAAAUCCGCAAGCAGUUCAAACUCCUCCUGCUACUCGUUUUGCUCAUGUUUGCCAUUGGAUUCACAUAUCUUCACAUCAAUCAAGGCAAAGCCAUCAAACUCCAUUUCAACUAUGGGAAAGAUAUGGAAAGGCAGGCAGACGGGAUGGGCUCCAGUCAUAAGAAACAUCCUCCAUCGUCUCUCAUUCCCUCUGAGCUGAAGGAUGCUGCUGACAGUCGAGAGGAGAGUUGGGGGGGAGAAGAGCUUGGUGAGUCUGUUCAAGAAAGCCGUGCCAUCUCUGAGAUGCGCAGACUCCUCAGUCAGAAGUUCCUCAGGUUGCCAUGGAAACCGGAGUAUAAAGGUCAAGCCAAUCUGCAUGUGUUUGAGGACUGGUGCGGCUCAUCUAUAUCUCAGCUCAGGAAGAAUCUUCAUUUUCCUCUCUAUCCACAUACCAGGACUACCGUGAAGAAAAUUGCAGUGGCUCCCAAGUGGAAGAACUACGGCCUUAGAAUCUUUGGAUUCAUUCAUCCUUAUAAAGACGGCGAUUUCCAGUUUGCUAUUGCAUCAGAUGACAACUCUGAACUGUGGCUAAGCUCAGAUGAGAGUCCGCUGAAUUCCCGACUGCUGGUGUACGUUGGACAGCAGGGUUCAGAAUGGACAGCUCCAGGAGAGUUCACCAAGUUCAGAUCCCAAACUUCAAAACCUGUGCGUCUUAUGUCCUCACGGCGAUACUACUUUGAGAUUUUGCACAAGCAAGAUGACAGAGGUUCCGAUCAUGUGGAGGUGGCGUGGAGACCUUUCCUGCCUGGCCUUAAGUAUGAUGUCAUUGACUCAGCGUAUAUCUCCAUGUACACAGAUGAAUCAAAUCUGACGAUGAACCGAGUAAAGCACAUCCCACAGACGCUGGCCAGCCACUCUCUUACUCUGCAUGUUAAGCACAGGACAGAGACACAGACUGCAGACAUGCUCAAACCAGACCCUCGAGACACCUUCUACAAGAUUCCCAUGAUACAUCAGUCCAGGCUGGAGAAUGUUCUUCCAUCUUGCGUGUACUCUCCUACAUACGUUGUGAAGGAUUUUCCUAUUGCACGCUAUCAGGGUCUGCAGUUUGUUUACCUUUCCUAUGUGUAUCCAAAUGACUUCACCAGACUGAGUCAUAUGGAGAAAAAGAACAAAUGCUUUUACAGAGAGUCUCCUGUCUACUUAGAAAAAUUUGGCUUCUAUAAAUACAUGAAGAUGGAUGAGGAGGAAGGUGACCAGCCUGUUUUCUUCUCCAAACCUGAUGAUUUUCUGGAGGAGGAAGAGGGUGUCGACCCAGAGGAGACGAUCAAUUCCAGUAAGCGGCCAGCCGGGAGGAUAGCAUUUACCAGUCCAACCAAUAAGAUGUCAAGGUCCACAGCAACCUCUACCUCGAAGCAAGCGAGGGAGUACAGUCAGUUUAAAGAGCAAGAUGAGAGUAAAAGAAAGAGAGAGGAAAGAUUUUAUAAAAACUCUCUGCACCAGGUGGUAAAUGAUCAAAUGCCACAAACUAAAUAUUUGGGGCAAACUAAAGGUAGUGUGGGUACAUUGGAGUCUCAAAGUGGAGCUCCAAAUGAACAGGCAAGCGAAGAGGACAGGGACAUCCAAACCGUUGGGUUUUUUCACAGAGGUCGUUCAUUAGCUUGGCUCCUCCCUGACCCGGGCCUGCCCGGUAAAAGCAAACUAACAGAAACUGCCAACACACAUGUGAAGGGAAGGUCUCUUCCUAAACUUCCUCAUAAAUCCCCUCUUUAUGUUUUGGCUAAUCGGAUUUUAAGUAAUGUGGGUAAGUUUGUUGAUGGGACCAACGUGGAGAAAGACAAUAGCACUGACAAUAUUUACAUUACUAGACUUCGGCCACCAAGAGAAAAAGGAGUACAUAAAUCUCCAGUGGAGGUUUUUCCUGGUAUCUUUCUUUAUCAAUCUAGAAAGCCCAAGCGGCCUGUGGACUUGAGUUCAAAAUGGAGGUCUUUAAAAACACAAUCAGCUGCUCUCCCCUUUCCAAACUUCCCUCUAAUGGACCAUAAAACUUCCACCCAACUAUCUCUUUCAAAGAACAGUCAUACUUCCUUUCCUACAGAGCCUGGGCCUUAUUAUCAGGGUAACCCUCCAACUUCCAUAUCAGAUCCAAAUAGCUUGCCCCCAUUAAGCUCCGAAAACAGACCCCACCCUAGGCUAAACUCGUCUGAGAUCGGCCAGCCUCCGGAGCUGCAGGCAACAAAGAUUUCGGAGAUGCUGGAGGGUUCAGACAUGGUUCAGCAGAGCAGGGGUCUUGAGGAAGAGGAGAUAUCAGAGUACAGUUACGAGGAAGCAGAACUGAGGCCACGCUUGACGGAGGAGGCCAUCAACUGGCAGCGCACCUUCAGCGUGAACCCCAUGGACUUUGAGCUUCUGAGGUCAGACUGGAAUGACCUGAGGUGUAAUGUUUCGGGGAACCUGCAACUUGCAGAGAAUGAAGCUGUUGAUGUGAUUUCGCAGUAUAUGGAGAAGCUGAACGAGCGGAGGGGAGGGAUCUACACUCUCCUCCGUAUAGUAAAUAUAGAAAAGCGGAGAGAUUCAGCCAGGGGCAACCGUUAUUUAGUGGAGCUACUGUUGAUGGAGGAAGGGAAGAGGGUUGUGCGCCUGUCAGAGUACAUCUAUCUCCUGUUGCACCGCAGUCGACAUGAGGAUGGACUUGAAAGCAAAGAAGGAACCGUAGCCUUCUCCUACCAUGGGCCAUCCAAAAACCCACCUCCCAGCAGCCCCAGUACCCAAACUCAUACCACCACACCCUGGAGCAGCAGCUGGGCCAAACCCUUGCUCUGCCAGCCAUCCAUGUUAGAGUGGAGGCAUGAUGUGAUGGUACACUUUGUUGUGCCAGUGAAGAAUCAGGCUCGAUGGGUGCAGCAGUUCAUCUCAGAUAUGGAGCUUCUGCACCAUGAGACCAAAGAUGACAAUUUCAGCGUGAUCAUUGUGGACUUCCAGAGCGAUGACAUGGAUGUGGAGCAGGCACUGAAAAAGAGUACUGUUCCCAGGUAUGAGUAUCUGAGAAGAGAGGGGAACUUUGAGAGAUCCUCUGGUUUACAGAUGGGUGUGGACACCAUAAAGGACAAUCAUAGCAUAGUGUUCCUAUGUGACCUGCACAUCCACUUUCCUCACAACAUCCUGGAGAGCAUCAGGAAGCACUGCGUAGAAGGCAGACUAGCGUUUGCACCCAUUGUAAUGAGACUGGACUGUGGGAGUUCACCGUUAGAGCCUGAUGGCUAUUGGGAAGUAAAUGGCUUUGGCUUGUUUGGAAUUUAUAAGUCUGAUUUUGAUAAAAUUGGUGGCAUGAACACAGAGGAGUUUAAAGACCGUUGGGGAGGAGAGGACUGGGAGCUGCUGGAUAGGGUUCUCCAGAAUGGCCUAGAAGUAGAAAGACUGAGAUUGAGGAAUUUUUACCACUAUUUCCACUCUAAGCGGGGCAUGUGGAACUCUCCCAUUAAAAGAGAAUCUCAGGGGUAGCAGACCAACGCUGCUGAGUUGUUGCUGCCUGCGAGAUGUUUCUCCCCCAGACACUUCAGGAAACUCAUUACUAGGAGAUACGUGGGCUCUUCACACUGUGUUCAAUGCUUUGAUGAAGUUUGAUGAACAAGGAUUUCUUAAGGGCUUUGUGAACUUUUUAUUAAUGGGUAAAACAUAAAACUACAGUAGGCCUAUGAGGACAUCACAAGAAUGGAAAUGAGAAGGUGCUUGUACAAGAGACACUGUAAAUGCUGUUUUGCCUAACACAGCAUUUCAAAGGGACAUUUGAGGGGCUUAACCAAUACACUGCUGAGUAGUUGUAAAUAGCAAACGUUUUCUUAGUAUUAUAUGAUAGACGGUGCCAAAACGUUAAGAUUUACAACCCAGAUAAAUUGUGAUGAAGGGAUAAUUUCUGUGAAAUUGUUUG